This is a messenger RNA of Pseudopipra pipra, 1444 nucleotides long. It is a transcript of the gene PTGES3, whose product is annotated as prostaglandin E synthase 3. The record is from RefSeq and is a predicted model, not a curated record. Gene Ontology annotation, biological process: protein folding; telomerase holoenzyme complex assembly; chaperone-mediated protein complex assembly. The transcript has 8 exons. The coding region runs from base 129 to 611 and encodes 160 amino acids. Lineage: Eukaryota; Metazoa; Chordata; Aves; Passeriformes; Pipridae. Gene Ontology annotation, molecular function: Hsp90 protein binding; protein-folding chaperone binding; prostaglandin-E synthase activity. Gene Ontology annotation, cellular component: cytosol; nucleus.
CGGAGCCCCCCCGGAGCGACCCCGGAGCGACCCCCGCCCCGGAGCGACCCCCGGCACCGCCCGCGCGCCCGCAGCGCCGCCCGCAGCACCGCCCGCAGGAGCGCCCGCCGCCGCCGCCGCCAGCCGCCAUGCAGCCUGCCUCUGCCAAGUGGUACGACCGGAGGGACUACGUCUUUAUCGAGUUCUGUGUUGAAGACAGCAAAGAUGUUAAUGUAAAUUUUGAAAAGUCCAAACUCACGUUCAGUUGUCUUGGAGGAAGUGAUAACUUUAAACAUUUAAAUGAAAUCGACCUUUUUAAUAAUAUCGAUCCAAAUGAAUCAAAGCAUAAAAGAACAGACAGAUCCAUCUUAUGUUGUUUACGAAAAGGAGAGUCUGGUCAGGCAUGGCCAAGGUUAACAAAAGAGAGGGCAAAGCUCAACUGGCUCAGCGUGGACUUCAACAACUGGAAAGACUGGGAAGAUGAUUCAGAUGAAGACAUGUCCAAUUUCGAUCGCUUUUCUGAGAUGAUGAACAACAUGGGUGGAGACGACGACGUAGAUUUGCCAGAAGUAGAUGGGGCAGAUGAUGACUCACCAGACAGCGAUGAUGAAAAAAUGCCGGAUCUGGAGUAAGGAAAACUGUCGUCUUCAGGGUUUUGGGGAAAGAACUUCAUCACAACAUUUCAUAAUUGAGAUAAGAAUUCCUGAGUUGAUAGCCCUAAAGGGAGAUCCUGCAUCCUUUUAACCCAUUUUCAGUCCAUUUUAAAUGGCUUCACUGAUGGUAGGUGUGUCCCAUGGCACGGGGCGGUCUUAAGCCACGAGAGGCAAUAACGUUAUGCAUGAACCGUUUUCCAGACUUCCAAAAAAAGACAAACAAACCCCCCAAUUGAGGUGUAGGCAAUCCGUACAGAACAGUUGCAAUAAAGUUUACAGAGCCUCCUUGCCUCGUAGCAGAUGUAAUUACAAUGGGAGAACCCCUGAAUUUACACCAAAUGGUUAAGCAUUUUUCCCCCCCCCCCUUCCUCCUCCACGGCCUGAAAUUGUCUGUUUGUACCGGGAACAAAACUUGUUGUCAUUGGCUCCCCAAAUUCAGCAGGCGAGGCAACAUCCCUCCGUGGUGUCUUCAGGUCUGUUCCACUAAAGUUCGUAUUGAAAAGGAAAACCUAAAACUUCUCCUCGUUUGGUGUUGGGCCCCCCCGAGCCCCCGAGCGGUGCCGGUGGCCGGAGCCUGUCCCUGGUUCCGUGUGACCCCCCCAGACCUCCCCCCUCCUCGCCCGGGGUGAGUGGCUGUACAUUGUUUGCUUUGUCAAUCUGUACAUUUAGACCAAAUCGUAUUUGCACUGUGGGUUUGGCAGCGAGUGACAGACCGUGGGGCCUGCGACCGGGCUGAGAAACCUCAAUUUAUGUUCAGAGCAGCUGGGAUUUUUUUAAUGUCUGCAUUCUUUCUAAUAAACUGUUGAAGACUC